Molecule: messenger RNA, 558 nt
Organism: Caenorhabditis remanei
Lineage: Eukaryota; Metazoa; Nematoda; Chromadorea; Rhabditida; Rhabditidae
Exons: 2
Coding region: 1-558 (185 amino acids)
Source: RefSeq, a predicted model, not a curated record
AUGAAAAAAGCUGGGGUCUUCAAGUCUACACCACUUCGAUGUGCCACAUGUUCCGAGGUAAAUCACGCAGUGUGCUCGAGCUUGUGGUCGGAAGAUGAUUGGGAGUUGUUGAGCCAAGUGGAACCGGAUAUGGACUGCUUGCGAUGCUGUGGGAGGAAAGGAGCUAUGAUUGAAGAAGAUGCAAGAAAAGUAGAAAGGGAAAUGAGGGAAAAGUUGGAAGAAUUGAAGAGAGAGUUAGAAUUAGCACAGGAAAACUACAGAAUGUUGAUGACGGCAGUGAAUGGGGAAGGAGAAAAAAGGGAAGAAUUGGAGAAGGCAUGGGGAGACUGUGGAGCAGAUAUGUCAGCGUGGCAACAGAAUUUCACUGGAAAUCACACCAUGAAGUUUUUGCAAGAAGAAGCUGUCAAUCACUACACUUCAGUUUUUCCGCCUACUGAUGAGAUAUUGCAUGUGAAAGCAUUUUUAAUCUGUCUCGGAAAAAUCGCUAAACUAUGCCUACCAAGAGCAAUGACAGAUGUGGAAAUCGCCGAAAUGGACGCGUUACUUGUAAAAAAAUAA